AUGCAUAAACGACCAUAUAUUCCCCUCUUGCUUUUUUUUUCUCUUGGCAUCUCUCUCCGUCAGCAAACGCAAAAAAAAAAAAAAAGAGGGUACGUAUUCAUGGAGGAGAGGUUCCUGAAGACUCGUGCGGAGCGGGAAGAGGCGCGGCAGCAGAAGACGGCUGUUCCCUCCUCCGUCACGUGGGACAAGUUGGAGUUUGAGCAGCAGGCCAGGGACUUUGAGCGGGACGUCAUGCAAUUUAUUGCCGACGGUGGUGUCCGUGCUGCUCAGGAGGGCGUGAACCGCUUUAAACUGCUUGUGCAGGAGGCCACAAGCAACAACGUACUGACGUCUCACGAAAUGGCCAGGUCAAAUGCGACCCUUUCACGACUUCAGGCGCUUAUUGAUGCCAAGCGUGACACAACGAAUCGAGCGAAGGCAUUCAAGUUCUCUUCUCAACCAAAGGCGAAGGGUGCAGUGAUUAUGGAGAUGCAGGCUGCAGCUUCUGCAACGCAGAGGAGCAACGAGGAGCAAAGUCAUGCUAGCAAUGUGUACGGAUAUGCCCGUGACCGGACCCUUUUCGUUGGGCCAUCGAAGGCCGUGUUCUUGCGAGCGUGUGAGAAUUGUGAGAUAUUGAUCUUGCCCGUCCCCGGAACCGUGUUUAUCUCUGACUGCAAAAACUGCAGGGUAUACGUUGCAUGCCACCAGCUUCGGCUAAAAAACGCCACGAAUAUCGAUGUUUACGUCUGGUGUGCAUCGACGCCGAUUAUCGAGUGCUGCAGCGAGAUGCGGUUUGGGCCUUACAGUUGUUGGACAGGACUUCUUCAUUCGACGGUGGAGGGGCACAAUUACGCCACGCACGAAGAGUGGGUGGGGCGUGUCGGGGAGCAGCGAAUCGAUGAGCACACGGCAAACUCGUAUAAAACAGUCGAUGACUUUCAAUGGCUUAGAAAGACACCCAGUCCGCACUGGGGUGUUUUACCGCAGGAGGAGUGGGCAAUGAGUACAGAGCGUUUUAUUCAAGGGGAACCGCCGGCAAAGUGA
Messenger RNA from Trypanosoma cruzi, 1023 nucleotides. RefSeq lists its product as uncharacterized. NCBI's taxonomy places the organism in Eukaryota, Euglenozoa, Kinetoplastea, Trypanosomatida, Trypanosomatidae. The transcript has a single exon. The coding region runs from base 1 to 1023 and encodes 340 amino acids. Gene Ontology annotation, biological process: post-chaperonin tubulin folding pathway; tubulin complex assembly. Gene Ontology annotation, cellular component: cytoplasm. The record is from RefSeq and is a predicted model, not a curated record.